GCCUUGUGUUUCUUACUCUUAUUUAUCGCGUCCACAAAACUCUUUAAACUUUUCCCAUCAUUUCUUACAUUUUGAUUAAACUGUGAACCAAACCAGGAAUACGCGAUCGAAAUUGCCGCGUUGCAGAUAUUGUCAAUCAUUUCUCACGACUACCCACCUUUCCCUUCAACCCAUCUUCAUCAUGUCGGAUCAUGAGUACGGCGGCAGCGAUGAUCUUUCCCUCCCCAAGGCGACCGUCCAAAAGAUAGUCACCGAAAUUCUACCUGCAUCGAGCGGCCUCUCCUUUGCUAAGGAAGCACGGGAUCUGCUUAUCGAAUGUUGCGUGGAGUUCAUCACUCUAGUGUCUUCGGAAGCUAACGAGAUCUCCGAGAAGGAGGCGAAGAAAACAAUCGCGUGCGACCACAUCACCAAGGCACUGGAGACCCUAGGAUUUGAGGACUACAUCCCCGCCGUUCUCGAGGCUGCGGCACAACACAAGGAGACACAGAAGGUCCGGGAGAAGCGUGGGAAUAAAUUGGAAGACAGUGGGAUGACUCUAGCGCAACUGGAGGAGAUCCAAAAGAAGGCAUUUGAAGAAGCCGCCAAGCGAUACAAUUAAGCCUUCUGGCAGGGCUCUAGCGCAUUCAUCUGGAAAAUCCGGUGUUUAUUAGGGUAGGACUUAUCUCUUUGUCAGCUCGGUCAGCAACCUGGUUAUCACACCCUCGACAUAGUGACGAUAGAAGACGAAGCAUCUGAUGGCGUUGGUUCGAGGAAAUGCGGGAUACUUAUUUAUGAUUUCGGCGUUGAACACGGUUACAGCUUGGUGGCAGGAAUAAAUACAAGGAAAUAUUAAUAUGUGCACUGCCUUUUACUGAUUAUAUCUGUGUCGUGGGUAGCUUUUAUUGUAUGUCGCGACUUAUACCCCUUUCUUUAGCAUGGUCGGUUUCUCUACUUGCUGAUUUGACGGCAAGGCUGAAUCACGUUUAUAACUCUGAAUAUCCCUUUGUCAUAUUUCAACAUUGGCUUGUGCCUAAGAGGUAUGGGUACUUACAUGAUGCGAGCAUGGAAAUGCCUAACGUGAAAGCUACCAAUCGGCGAUGACAACGUUGCUUUAGAUGUAGGUGUCUAAGCCAGGCAAGCAGGCUCUGGUAUUGCUAAGCCACAAUAACUUUAUCUGCCUGUCUUCGUUAUCCGGGUCAGCCUGCAUAUCGGGCUCGCCGU
Daldinia decipiens is the source of this 1200-nucleotide messenger RNA. Its product is annotated as histone-fold-containing protein. Lineage: Eukaryota; Fungi; Ascomycota; Sordariomycetes; Xylariales; Hypoxylaceae. Gene Ontology annotation, cellular component: negative cofactor 2 complex. The transcript has 4 exons. The record is from RefSeq and is a predicted model, not a curated record. Gene Ontology annotation, molecular function: TBP-class protein binding; protein heterodimerization activity; core promoter sequence-specific DNA binding. The coding region runs from base 182 to 598 and encodes 138 amino acids. Gene Ontology annotation, biological process: chromatin remodeling; RNA polymerase II preinitiation complex assembly; positive regulation of transcription by RNA polymerase II.